AUGCGUCUGAGGGCCAAUUUCAACUUCAAGUACAACUCAACCCAGAAAACGAAAGGCACCCUCAGAGUUGGAUUCAGAAUCAAUAUCCCAAGACACACCCAUUGCCACGAAACAAAAAGGGAAGAAACCAACCGCCUCAAGUCGCUCUCAAAGAACUCCCAGAAACUCCGAAGCACAAUCUUCCCAGGCUACUGA
This is a messenger RNA of Puccinia triticina, 195 nucleotides long. RefSeq lists its product as uncharacterized. The record is from RefSeq and is a predicted model, not a curated record. The transcript is spliced from 2 exons. Lineage: Eukaryota; Fungi; Basidiomycota; Pucciniomycetes; Pucciniales; Pucciniaceae. The coding region runs from base 1 to 195 and encodes 64 amino acids.